AUGCAUAGAGAAGAGUAUGAACCAAUGUAUAAGAAAAAGCAUGAACCAAUGCAUGAGGAAGAUCAUGAACCAAUAUAUGAGAAAGAGUAUGAACCAGAGUUACAAUUAGAUGAAUCUGAAGUUAGUGAAUUAUCACAAAAAUACUUCAAAAAAAAAGAAAACCAUGCAAUUUGUGGGAUUUGUAAUCGGAAGUUAGCAUACCAGCAUGAAACGACAUCAAAUCUUAAAAGGCACCUUAAUUCUCACAAGACCAAAGUAUCUGAAUUAAAGAAAUUAAAUAUAAAAGAAGGCAUCUUAGUUGUGGAUAUGUUAAAUAAUAAGUCAGGUUUCUUUAUGGCAGUUACUAUUCAUUAUAUAAAUGAUUUAUGGAAAUUAAACCAUAUUUUACUUGAUUUUAUUCAUAUGAGUAGGCCAUAUACAGAAAUCACAAUGUCAGAUGCAAUGCAUGAAUGUCUUACAACAAUGGGUAUUAUUACAAAACUAGUGGCUAUUACACAUGAUAAUGCAUCAUCUAAUAAUAAGUUUUUAGAAAAAUUAUCAAAUUCAUUAUCACAAUUUGGCUUUCAAUUUGAUAGUAUUAGAGAAUCGUCUAACUAUUGUGAAAAAUUAAAGAUCAUAUAUCAAAUACAUAAAAUAAGUCCAUUAAAGCCAAUUCUUGACAUUGCUACCAGAUGCAACUCUACAUUUGAUAUGUGUGAAAGAGCAAUUGUAUUACAAAUGGUACUAGAUUCUAUGGCAUUAACAGAAGUAGACUUACAACAAUAUAUUCUUAAUGAUAAUGAUUGGAAAAAAAUUAAACUUUUUAUUAAAGUUUUGCAACUAUUUAAAGAGACAACAGUUAUUAUGUUAUCUUCUAAUUAUCCAACAUUAUCGAUGUCAGUUCCUUUAUAUCAUAUGUUACUUAAAAUGCUUAAAGAAACCUAG
Molecule: messenger RNA, 924 nt
Organism: Cetraspora pellucida
Lineage: Eukaryota; Fungi; Glomeromycota; Glomeromycetes; Diversisporales; Gigasporaceae
Source: the annotation of a GenBank genome assembly